GCUCCCAAGCUCCACCAGGGUGCUUGUGUCACCAGCAAGCUCAGGGCCCAGCAGGGGGCGCUCUCCCCUGGCAGUUGGGGUGGCCCCAGGGUGGUGCUGGGGGGUGCUGAGCUGCAGGGGGCUCGUGGUCCCCAGGGAGCUCCAGCUUUCAGCUACGUGACCCUGCCCCAUAAGGAGGGACAUGGGGGGCAGUGCAGAGCCUGGGAGCCAACCGCUGGCGCCUGGCCCCGACUGGCCUCUCCCUAGUCCCCACCCCUGGGGGCAGGGACCCAUGGGCCCUCCCCAGCCCGAGGCGGGUCCCCUCCCAUCCAGCCCGGGCCCAGCCACCAUCCGCCACCUCAACCUGGACCCAUACAAGCCGCUGGUCUCCCAGGACUGGAUCCUGUGUCCAGGCUGGAACCUCCUUCCCUUCACCUCGGUCAUGGCAGCCUCCGUCUCCUGGGUCCCCUUCUGGUCACCCCUCCGGCUUUCCAUCUUCCUGCUGGCCAUCAUGACCUUCUCCAUCUUCCUCCACCGGAGGGGCUGGUUCCCUGCCAGAGGACGGAGGCUCCCCUCCUCCAAUGCCAUGGGGCGGCCUCCAGCCAUGUCUCUCAUCUUGCCCCCAACUACACCCCCCACCGCGGAGCGGGGCAUGUGGACCGUGAACUCCGCCGGGCGCCUGGGGAACCAGAUGGGGGAAUACGCCACCCUCUACGCCCUGGCCAAGAUGAACGGGCGCCAGGCCUACAUCCUCCCACAGAUGCACCAGCAGCUGGCACCGCUCUUCCGCAUCACCCUGCCCGUCGUCUCCAGCGACGUGGUCCGGAACAUCCGGUGGAGGAACUACGGGCUCCACAAUUGGAUGUCGGAGGAGUACAGGCACAUCAAGGGGAAAUACGUCCGGCUGACGGGCUACCCCUGCUCCUGGACCUUCUACCACCACCUCCGGCAGGAGAUCCUCCAGGAAUUCUCCUUCCACGACCACAUCAAGGAGGAGGCCAACCGGUACCUGGCUGGGCUGCGUGGGCAGCGCCAGAACGUGACCUACGUGGGCAUCCAUGUCCGGAGGGGGGACUAUGUCCGGGUGAUGCCCCAGGUUCGGAAGGGGGUAGUGGCGGACAAGGCCUACCUGGAGAAGGCUAUGGGCUACUUCCGGGCCAAGUACCAGGAGCCGGUCUUCGUGGUGACCAGCAACGGGAUGGAGUGGUGCCGGGAGAACAUCGACGCCUCGCGGGGGGACGUGUAUUUCUCGGGGGACGGGAAGGAGUCGUCGCCGGGGAGGGAUUUUGCUCUCUUGGUCCAUUGCAACCACACGAUCAUGACCAUCGGGACCUUCGGCAUCUGGGCUAGUUACCUGGCUGGGGGGGAGACCAUCUAUUUGGCCAACUACAUUCUCCCCGAUUCCCCCUACCAGCGGCACUUCAAGCCUUCGGCAGCCUUCCUGCCUGAGUGGAUUGGCAUUGAUGCCGAUCUCUCCCCACUGCUGAAUGGGAGCUAUAAAAACAAUAAAUAAGAAAUGGAAGAAAGUGGCAAUGGAUAGUAAUAUAUAUAAAUCAGAAACUAGGGAUUGUAGAAAAUUGAUAAGGGAAGCAAAGGGACUCAUGGAGACGUCUAUGGCAAGCAAAGUUAAAGACCGUACCGUGGUUUUAAAAAAAUGUAUAUUAGGAACAAAAAAGAAUGUGGAGACUGGCACUGAUCCCUUUUAGAUGGAAAUAGUAGAAUUUUCAAUACUGCAGACCAGGUAAAAUUUUUCAAUAAAUAGUUCUGUGUCUGGAAAAUAAACCGAAACAGAUGAUGUUGUCAUAGUAUAUGAUGAUGUUAACACACUUUCCAUUCCACUAGUUGCUCAGGUGGAUGUCAAACAGCAGCUACAAAAGUGAGUCAUUUUAAUAUCAGCAGGGCUCAGUAAUAUGUGUGGAAGAGUUUGAAAAGAGCUGGCUGAGGAAUUGACGGCACUGCUUGUGUUGAUUUUGCCCUGCAGGAGGCCCAGAAGAAAGCUCACGUUGUGGCAAGUUUUAAAACGGGUAAAUGGAAUGACCCGAGUAAUUAUGGGCCUGUCAGCCUGACCUCGAUCCUGGGGAAGACAAUGGGGUGGCUGAUACGGGACUCGAUUGAUCAAGAAUGAAAGGAGGGUGCCGUAAUUCCUCAGCGUGGGAUUGUGGAAAUUAGACCCCGUCACACUAACUUGCUAGCCUCUGUCGCUGUGGUCGCACGGUUGGUGAAGGAAGGUGACAGGGUUGUUGUCACAUCUGUAGAUGUCGGGAAGGCGCGGGAGCUGGUGACUGAUUAACAGGAACGUCAGGAAAUGAGUGUGUUAAAGAGAGUCGCAGCCACCCAACUGGCAGGUCUCAGAAUGUACCUGCACAUGGAGACGUGCCAUCGAGCGGCAGAGGAGGCGGGGGAGGGCAUUUCCGAGGGCAGGUCCCGCAGGGG
Molecule: messenger RNA, 2412 nt
Organism: Gopherus evgoodei (Goodes thornscrub tortoise)
Lineage: Eukaryota; Metazoa; Chordata; Testudines; Testudinidae
Product: galactoside 2-alpha-L-fucosyltransferase 2-like
Exons: 2
Coding region: 182-1492 (436 amino acids)
Biological process (GO): carbohydrate metabolic process
Cellular component (GO): membrane
Molecular function (GO): galactoside 2-alpha-L-fucosyltransferase activity
Source: RefSeq, a predicted model, not a curated record